This is a messenger RNA of Arachis stenosperma, 1094 nucleotides long. RefSeq names its product myb-related protein 308-like. The transcript has 3 exons. The record is from RefSeq and is a predicted model, not a curated record. Bases 119 to 1075 code for a protein of 318 amino acids. Lineage: Eukaryota; Viridiplantae; Streptophyta; Magnoliopsida; Fabales; Fabaceae.
AAAUCCAGCACUAACUUAAAUUGUAACCACUCGUCUUUCUCUACCAACUCGGUCAAAUAAUUAUACACCUCCUCCCAUUUUAUAUAUUCAUUCCCCUUUCUCUCUUCCACUUUCCAUCAUGGGUAGAUCUCCUUGUUGUGAGAAAGAACACACAAACAAAGGAGCUUGGACCAAAGAGGAAGAUGAACGCCUCAUCAACUACAUCAAGAUUCAUGGUGAAGGUUGUUGGAGAUCUCUUCCCAAAGCUGCUGGUUUAUUGAGAUGUGGAAAGAGUUGCAGAUUGAGAUGGAUAAAUUACCUGAGGCCUGAUCUAAAGAGAGGAAACUUCACUGAAGAAGAAGAUGAACUCAUCAUCAACCUUCAUAGCUUACUUGGAAACAAGUGGUCUUUAAUAGCUGCAAGGUUACCCGGAAGGACAGAUAACGAAAUAAAAAAUUAUUGGAACACUCACAUCAAAAGAAAACUCUACAGCCGGGGAAUUGAUCCUCAAACUCACCGGCCGCUUAAUGCGACCGGAAUCACAGCCACAGCCACAGUCGCAACCACAAACAAUAAGAAAAGCAAGGAAAAAAACGAUAGCAUUAUUUUAAGCACCAACAUUAUUAAUGACAACAAUAAUAACAAGUUUCAAUUGGUGAGUGAAUUGGUUUGUGAAGAUUCAUCAAAUAGUAGCAGUGGUGUUACCACCAUUGAAGAACAAACAUACCCUCUUCAUAAUCAUCAAAAUAGUAAUAAUAAUAAUCAUCAUCAUCGCCAACUCAACUUGGAUCUUUCCAUUGGUCUUCCCUCUCAACAAAAUAACCAAGCUUCUUCAAAUUCCAUGAACCAAGAAAACAACAAGAAGUUGAAGCAAGAACAAGAAGAAGCGCAUGGUGUUUUCUAUCAUCAUCAAUGGUAUGGCAAUAGUGAUAAUAAUAAUAAUAGUAAGAGUGUGUGCUUGUGUUAUGGUCUAGGGUUUCAAAGUAACAAUAACAAAGUGUGUAGCUGCAAAGGUGCCAUUGUUGGUGGUACGGCGGUUACUACAACCGCCGCAGAUAAUAGCUUGUAUAGAUUUUAUAGACCUAUGAAUAUAUAGUUUUAUUUAUUUAUUUAUU